AUGUCGUCCGCAGCUGCUAAGCAGAUGUAUUAUAAGAUCUUGCAAAAGAGGUCGGUUAUUGGUAUGCCACCAACAGUCCGUAGAAAUAUUGAAAUUUUAGGCUUAAAGAAGAGAUUUGACAUAUCCUACCAAAAGGUUUCACCAUCCACCGCUCACAGAUUGGCCAAGGUAAAAGAGUUAGUAGAAAUCGAAUUAGUUGACGAACCAAAGACAAAGGAGCAAUUAAAAGAAGAAAGAAGACCAAACCCAGGCUUUGUACUUGUAAAGGCCAAUCCUAACACCCAAUAA
This is a messenger RNA of Dujonia railenensis, 288 nucleotides long. The record is from the annotation of a GenBank genome assembly. NCBI's taxonomy places the organism in Eukaryota, Fungi, Ascomycota, Pichiomycetes, Serinales, Debaryomycetaceae.